AUGUUCUUUUUUCAGCAAAUCAAGGUUGUUGUUCUAGAUAAUUCGAUCUUUCCCAAUAAAAAAAAUGUGAAUCCAGCAUUUUACUUCAAUCUUUUUGAUUUUAGCACCCAGCAAAUGGGUUCAAAAUAAAUACUCCAUUAAAAUUGCGGUCGAUAUGUAAAAUUAAUUGUUAAUUCCUUAUAUUUUCUUAUCAUUCUAAAUUAAUGUAUUAAUUUAGAAUUUUUAAUGUAAUCUAUAAAAAGAAGGAAUUCAGAGAUGAAAGAUCCAUUAUAGCCGCAUAUCGAAUGGUUGGAGGAAUAUUUGGAUUUGGACACAAUUGAAAUAACAGUAUUAUAAAGCAUUCAUAAAUUAAACGAUUAAGCCUCUUUAGAUUGUGUUAUAUACAUUAGUAAUAUUAUCAACUCUAAAACAGAAUUUAAUAUAGUGUACUUCUAAUAUUUAGAAUCAUAAGAUUUAAAAUAAAAUGACAAGAAUUGCUUCCACAUAACACAUUUUAAAUAAACGGUGAUAAAAAAUCCAAGAUAAUAUAUUAAUUAAUGGCUAAAGGAUAGAGGAUCAAGUCCCUUUUUAAUAAAAUUUUAAACCAAUUAAAAUUUACAUCAUCAAAUCUAACCAACAUUAGCUUAAGCUAUUUAGAUUGCUGAUUUUAUUAAAUCAAAAUCGGUACAAAAGAAUAUUGACUUACUAUAUGAUGAAACAAUCAGCUUUAUUAACACAAUGCAUUAAGUGAAUGUUAAAUGA
Molecule: messenger RNA, 741 nt
Organism: Paramecium tetraurelia
Lineage: Eukaryota; Ciliophora; Oligohymenophorea; Peniculida; Parameciidae
Exons: 2
Source: RefSeq, a predicted model, not a curated record